UUCAGACACAAACCGGGUCGUGGCAGCGAGGACGGGCUGAGACAAGCAACCAGGAAGCAGUCAUGGCGGACUGGAGCCUGCUGGGAAACUUCCUGGAGGAAGUGCAGGAGCACUCCACCUCCGUGGGCAAGGUGUGGCUGACCAUCCUCUUCAUCUUCCGGAUCCUGGUGCUGGGAACGGCGGCCGAGUCGUCCUGGGGAGACGAGCAGGAAGACUUCAACUGCGACACCGAGCAGCCGGGCUGCGAGAACGUGUGCUACGACCGAGCGUUCCCCAUCGCGCACAUACGGUACUGGGUGCUGCAGAUCGUCUUCGUGUCGACGCCCAGCCUGAUCUACAUGGGCCACGCCAUGCACACAGUGCGCCAGGAGGAGAAGAGGCGGAGCCGAGAGGAGGGGGGGGAGGGGGAGGGUGGAGGGGGGGGAGAGGAGGACCCCGGGGGAGGGGAGGGAGGGGGAGGGGGCGGAGGAGAGAAGCAGGCGAGGAAGGAGGACGGCGACGACGGGAAGGAGAAGAGCGACGGUCCGUCUGCCGGCCGAGUCCGCCUGAGGGGGGCGCUGCUGCAGACCUACAUCCUCAGCAUCCUCAUCCGCAGCAUCAUGGAGGUGGUGUUCCUGUGUCUCCAGUACUUCCUGUACGGCAUCUUCCUCCACCCGCUGUACGUCUGCAAGGCCUGGCCCUGUCCCCACCCCGUCAACUGCUACGUCUCCAGGCCCACGGAGAAGAACGUCUUCAUCGUCUUCAUGCUGGCGGUGUCCGCCGUGUCCCUGGUGCUCAGCGUGCUGGAGCUGCACCACCUGGCCUGGAAGCACUGCUGCAGGAGGUUCUUCUUCUCGGCGAAGGCGGUCGCUCCAGCCCGGGCGCCGCUGUCCCGCCAGCUGUCCCUGUCCCCGCCGCCGCCGCCGUCCACCCCGCCGCCGGACUUCAGCCAGUGCGUGAGCGACUCCUCCCACUUCCUGGCCCUGCCGUUCCCCCACCACCGCCUGGCCAGCCAGCAGAACUCGGAGAACAUGGCGGCGGAGAAGAGCAAGCUGGCAGAGGAGGUGAACUUCCUGCAGAUGAGCUGCUACUCCAGCGGGUGGCAGAAGGCGGGCGACGCCCCCCUCCGGGACGGGGGCUUCCUGAGGACCGGGGCCGCCUGCUUCGGCACUGAGAGGAGUCCUCAGGUCUGUCCCCAGGUCCAGAACGGGGGACCGGACGGGCUGCCCAGGGACAAGCGGAGGUUCAGCAGAACCAGCGGGACGAGCAGCCGGACCCGAGCCGACGACCUGUCGGUCUAGACUCCGGACCGGCGUCCGUCUGGAGCUGCAGGACUCUCAGACCCGGGUCGGUCGGUUUGUCAGAACACUGAAGCUCACCAGUAACUAGUAACUAGUAACUCACCGUGUUGAUGGUUCUGCUAAAUGCUGUCAAACCAAGAAAGACUCCAGAUGAAGGAGGAGGAACAUUAAUGCCGAUCAGAACCCGGACCAGGACGAACCAGGGGGUCAAGACGGAGCGUCAGAUAAAGACGAACAAACCAGAGUCCUCUGAAACAAAACUGCCAGGACUGAGUCAACUGCUGGAGCUCUUAUUUUGAAGGUUCAAAAUGUCAUUUAAAGGAAAGAACCACCAGAGUUUGAUUGACAGCUGCUCUGACCUGAACAGCUGCACAAGAGUCACAUGACGCUGAAGUCACAUGACACUGAGGUCACAUGACGCUGAAGUCACAUAACACUGAAGUCACAUGACGCUGAGGUCACAUGACGCUGAAGUCACAUGACGCUGAAGUCACAUAACACUGAAGUCACAUGACGCUGAGGUCACAUGACGCUGAAGUCACAUGACACUGAGGUCACAUGAUGCUGAAGUCACAUGACGCUGGAGCAAGUCAGCAGAAAGCAGAAGUGCUCCCUGAUCCAUAUUCAGACCGGAUGUUAGACCAACCUGGUUCUCUUCAGUCUGUGUGGUUCUCUCAGCAAGGCGGCGGCAUCUGUUCCUCCUCAAAGACCAUGAAGCAGGAGGAACAGCGGAGAACGGCGGAGAACGUUCCGGACGUCCUCCAUUCUGUCAGGCUGCUGGAGACAGGAUCCUUGACUCACUUUGGCUUCUUUCAGAACAGAGACCUGAAAGGUUCUGCUCACUUCCUGUCUCCAGUCUGAUCUGAUCAUGAACAGAAGAAAGACGCCACUUUUCCCAGACAGCAGCCACAUCAGCUGAGUUCAGUAUUUAUUAUUCCAGUGUCAAACACAACCAGCUCCUUUUUGAAACCUAAAGCUUGUUGAAAAAACAGCAGGAUGAAAAUUUAAGAGCGAGAAAAAUAGCUUGUUAAUCUGACUCAAGUCAUAGAGCAUCUUCCUCCCCUAACAUCAGACUAUAGAGCAUCUUCCUCCUCUCAGCCUUUGACCUGCUCACACGAGGACCCUGGUUCAGGUCUGGUCCUCUGAUGUGGUGACGGAGCAGUUCUGUUGAGGCUCUCAGGCUGUGGAAUGAUCUGGAAUGAUCUCUGUAAUGGACGGUCUGGAAUCGACGGAUUGAAACUUGGAUUUUGACUGGAGAGCGUCUGAGGAGCUGAGCAGAUGGACGUCCAGACGGGUUGGUGGGAAAUGCCGACGGAGGGGCCGUCAGGGGUCAGGAUGAGAACCCGUCCCGGUUCCCAUGGCCAGAGUCCACCGUGGGAGCCGGGGCUGAUGGGAGAGGGUUGUCUGAGAGCGAGGAAUGUCUGGGAACUGCAGCAGCGACCAGCUAUCUGUUUCCUCUCUCUCCUUCUGUGGCGGCCUCGUUCACUCCUGUUUACUCCUGUUUGCUCCUGUUUGCUCCUGUUUACUCCUUCAGAACGUUCACACGGGGCUCAGACCCACGAGAUCACAGGAAUCUGUUCCUACUCAUUUUUCAUUCCCUCUUUAUUUUAUGUUUUGCCUCUUUUCUCUCCCUACUUUUCAUUUCAUUUAGAAAGUUUUUCAGACAGACCUGAAAAUAAAGUUAAAAAUGAAGUAAAUAUAAGUAAAUGUGACCGACAGACUUCACAGUUCAACUCAGAUCUUUGCAAUUUUGUGGGAAACAUUGUCCUCUGGUGGUCAAACUUAUAACUGCAGCUCAUCGUAUAUAUCAUAUUACAGUUUUGACUUUCUCAUUUAUCUCGGUAAACACCGAUAUGUUGAAGCUCUGCCUUGAAAUAAAACUUG
Salarias fasciatus (jewelled blenny) is the source of this 3164-nucleotide messenger RNA. RefSeq names its product gap junction alpha-5 protein-like. The transcript has 6 exons. The coding region runs from base 63 to 1280 and encodes 405 amino acids. Gene Ontology annotation, biological process: atrial cardiac muscle cell to AV node cell communication by electrical coupling; heart development; cell-cell signaling. Gene Ontology annotation, cellular component: connexin complex. The record is from RefSeq and is a predicted model, not a curated record. Gene Ontology annotation, molecular function: gap junction channel activity involved in atrial cardiac muscle cell-AV node cell electrical coupling. Lineage: Eukaryota; Metazoa; Chordata; Actinopteri; Blenniiformes; Blenniidae.